UAUAAAGACUGGUUGGCUAACUUAUUCUCAAAUCACAUAAAAUAUCUUGGUGGAUCGAAGGCACGCGGCGAAUAGGAGGAAUCGAACCAGCAUGCAUUCGUCCAUAGAAAUUUUACUCGUUGCAGUCGUAUUGACGAGCGAGGUGUUAUCACUAAGAUGUCCUGGUACAAUUCCACUUCAAAACAAAUGCAAAGGAAAGAGGUGCAUUCCUCGCGUAAGAAGAACUGAAAUUGACUGGAAUUCGGCGUCAACAAGAGGCUUCACAGUCACUUGGUUACCGGAACCUUCCGCCCAAUGCUACUAUGUAGAACUGUUGAAUUCAUAUACAAUUCAUGUGUUACGCGUAAUUCCAUGCCACGAAGGAACUACGAUUGAGUUUUCCAACCUCUCUCCUUGGAGGAUUUACGGAGUUCAAGUUAGCGCGGUCAGUUAUGACUGUCGACGCGGUAAACAAGGAGUUCCUGCACGUGUGCGAACACUCUGGGCCCCAACUACUACUCGAGCGACAACAACGAGGCCCAUGCCAACACCCGAGCCUGGUAAAUGCGGAAGAAGAAAAUUUACUUGUGCUUCCAACGAAACUGAGUGUAUUCCAGCUCGACAGUGGUGCAACAGGCAAUUAGAUUGCAUGGAUGGUAGUGAUGAACGUGGUUGUCCGGGCGGAUGUGAAGAGAUUGAUAUAGAUUUCAAAAAUGGAAACUAUUCCUGCACGAGAUGGGGUUCACCUGGAAGCUUCUGUGCAUUUGACUGCGAUAAACCACACAUCAGUGAUGGAAGGGAAUACACUUGGUGUGGAAGAAAAACCGGGAAGUGGACCUACCCAGUUCCCACUUGUAGAUUACAAUCAACAAAAAAUCUUAUAAUGUUAGAAGAGGAGGCAACAGCAACCAGUCUAACUGUGAAAUGGGACGCAGUACCCGGAGCAGUACGAUAUUCUUUUCUGGCAGUAGAGGUCACCAGCGACAAAUACAAGAAUAUGGCAGUUAUGAGAAUAAAAUCUGUAAGUUCAGAAGAUUGCUGCACUGGGACAAUCACCGAUCUAAAACCGGAUAGUGAUUUUAAGGUUGUCAUGACAGCAGUAGACGGAGAUGAUGUUGACGGUAUCAAAUCAUUUCCGGUGUUUGGUCGCACUGCUAAUUUGGAAGAUGAGACUGAAAAAGGUAAAGAUGAUGACACAAAAGGAGAGGAAGAAGAUAAAGAAGAAGAAAAAGAGAAAGUAGAAAGGGAAAAAGAAGAGAAAGAGGAAGAUAAGAAUGAUGAAGGCUAUGAGUAGACUGUCAGCUAAACUCAACCACGACGUAUUGGAGAACUUGUAUAUGAUUGAAAGGAAAUUAAAUGUUUAUAUCUUUCGCACUUAUUUGAUUCAUCGGCAUUAAGGACAUAUUUUUUUCGGUGACAUACAUUUGAACCCAAGUGUAUUAUAUCCGCGGGUUCAAACUAUAUGCGGGUGCUGAAACUCAUGGGUUAGGGUUAGUAUAUGUGGGUUCAAAUAUCCGCAAAACAAAAAAAAAAUUCCUAGGUGCAAUAGUAUGCAGGUGCAAUUGCCGUGGGUUUCAAAUGUACGGGAACCAUUUUUUUUCCAAUAUAGGAACCAUUAUAAUUACCAUGGGUGGCGAACCACUGAAAAUUUCUGUGAUACACAGAUUUGUAAUAAUUAAUUUACAUUAAUUUAAGCUAACAAUAAGUGAAAGAACUGAUAGUCGUAGUGGGCAGCUACUAUCAUAAAUUAUUUACGACGUUUAUGACAUAACAAUACAUUCGCGAUACUCAAGUCGCAAUAUUCUUGCUACAAGAGCUACAUGUGUAGAUUGCAAAACUCCACAAUACCAAACCAGAAAUAUAAUAAACUAAUGCAAAUUCAACUUUCUCAAUAAUUCAGGCUUGAUUAAAUCUAAUGCCACAUUCUUUUAUGAAAAAAAUAUAAUCUGUGACCUAGUAAAAAUUCUUUCCUUUGUUUAUACUAUAAAAUUUACGCUAGAAAUAGAACAGGUUCAGACUAAAUUUUCUUUGGACUUUGAAAUAUCUAAACAAAGUGACUUUGACACUUUGCCGAAUGUUGACAAAAAUUUUGACGCCAUCUUGAGAAAGCUAAUUUCUAUCUCUUUGUCAUGGGACAAUCAAAUUUUUACAACUUUGACAAAGCGUACAUAUUGUAUAAACUUAUUAUGCUUACUUUUAUAAAUACAACAUUGGUUUUAUAUCGCGCUUAUAGGGUGACGGCCGUGAUUCAAUUCUUAUGACUAAAGUCAAUUGUGACAUUUGAUAUAAGAAUAUCUUAAAUCAUUGUGUAUAACAAAUCAAUAGUGCCACAAGACUGUUACCAUGUCACCUAUAUUUGCAUGAACAUUGUUCGCUUUUAUGACUCUUACUUUUUCGCGUGAAAUAUACGCAUUCCUAGAGUAUAUAUUACAAUAAAAAUGGUUCAUAUAUCGCA
Molecule: messenger RNA, 2434 nt
Organism: Styela clava
Lineage: Eukaryota; Metazoa; Chordata; Ascidiacea; Stolidobranchia; Styelidae
Molecular function (GO): protein binding
Source: RefSeq, a predicted model, not a curated record